AAAAAAAGAUUUUUUAAAUUUUUUGAUAAAUAUUUUUUUUCAGAUUAAAAACAUAUCUUAAAAUGUCCGGAGAACCACCAAGGCAACCGAAAGAUAUGCCGGGUUUACUUAAGUUCUGUCUGGAAGCUACUAGGGGGGAGGAUGCUGUAGAAAGGCCUGAUGAUGUACUCAGCUCUAUGGAUGAAGAACGGAAAGCAUGGCUCCAGGAAGCCCUGAAUGGAAUGAGUGUGGAUGUGAUUGAACAAUUAACCAACGGUAUGAAGAUAUUGCUGAGUGACACUGCAGACCUCGAUCAAAAGGAGGAGACCCUAGACUGCCUAGAGGACUGGUUAGGGAAUAUUGACAAUGCGAAUAAUUUUCACAAGAUCGGUGGAUUCUCAGCUCUCAAACAUUGUCUUAAUUCUAAUCAUCCAUCCCUUAGAACUGGGUCUGCUCAUCUGGUUGCUGAACUCAGCCAAAACAACGAUUAUUGUCAAGAAAAAUUUACCCAGGACGGAUUCAUCCAGCUCCUAAUUUCUCAGCUUGACCUGGAUACUGAUCAAGCUUGCCGGGUUAAGGCUAUGUACGCUCUCUCCUGUAUAUGCCGAGAAUACCAACCUGGUCUUGAUAAAUUCUGUUCUCUGGACGGAUGGAGUGCAGUCCUCAGAGCAAUCCAAUCCAACGAACCAAAACUACGAACCAAGGCCUGUUUUUUCCUCGCUGCCAUCGCAACCAUCAACUCCAAGAUCGUUGAAGAUCUCUCAAAGAUGGGAUUGGUUCAGCAACUGAGUCAUGUACUCCACGAACCCAGUGAUCUAACCCACGAGCAGGUUCUACACUCAAUACUUAUCCUCGUGAAGCAGUCGGAGAUAGCUCGACAAGACGCUCUGCUAGGAGAGCUGGGCCUGGAGAAGAUCUUGAAUGAGAAGAUAGUUGAUAUGUCCGGGAAGGAGGAGUUUAAUGAGAGUGUUGAAUACUGUCGUCAGCUCCUUAGUCUCUGCUUUAAAGAGGAGGAGAGUGCCGACAGAUAAAAAAAAAUUUGGAAAUUUAUGAUAAUUAAAUAAAUAUAUUUGUAAACUU
Molecule: messenger RNA, 1059 nt
Organism: Eurytemora carolleeae
Lineage: Eukaryota; Metazoa; Arthropoda; Copepoda; Calanoida; Temoridae
Product: hsp70-binding protein 1-like
Exons: 5
Coding region: 63-1010 (315 amino acids)
Source: RefSeq, a predicted model, not a curated record